Messenger RNA from Soboliphyme baturini, 378 nucleotides. NCBI's taxonomy places the organism in Eukaryota, Metazoa, Nematoda, Enoplea, Dioctophymatida, Soboliphymatidae. The record is from the annotation of a GenBank genome assembly.
AUGGAAGUGGUGCAUAGCCAUCCGGUUUUCGUCAAGGACACGUCAAAGUACUGGUACAAGCCACACAUCUCCAGAGAGGAAGCCAUAGACGUGUUGAAGGACAAACCUCCCGGCACUUUCAUCAUUCGAGACAGUAACAGCUUUCCGGGCGCUUUCGGUCUCGCGCUGAAGGUAGCGACGCCUCCAGCCGGCAUCUUGCCAAAAACAAUGACACGUAUGAAAGAUUUUCGUAUUUAUGCCUUACUGCCAAGCCGUUUCUUGUCGGAGACAGAACGAAGGGAUCGAGAGCCCUUCGUUGUUGGCUUGGAUAAAAAUCGGUUGGCCGGCGUAUGUUUGGAGUUCCGUUUCUCGAUGCACUAUCGCUACCGAGACGCAUGA